This is a messenger RNA of Trichomonas vaginalis G3, 1074 nucleotides long. Its product is annotated as Ankyrin repeat family. Bases 1 to 1074 code for a protein of 357 amino acids. The transcript has a single exon. The record is from RefSeq and is a predicted model, not a curated record. Gene Ontology annotation, molecular function: protein binding. Lineage: Eukaryota; Parabasalia; Trichomonadida; Trichomonadidae.
AUGAAUGAGAGACUGUCGGAAUAUAAGUCUAACGAUUUGAUAGGACUUGAUGAAUUAGUCGAAUAUGCAAAGUUAGAAGACUUAAUUUUUAAAUGUGAUCCGGCCAAUCUCGAAACAAUAGGAAACGUGAUUAAAAAAUACGAUGAAUCUAUAAUACGGCAACUGAUAUUUUAUUGCGCAGAAGUUAGGAGAUCAGAAUUCCCAUUUUUAUUGAAAAUUUGGAAAAUGCUACCACCAACAUCAAAAAAGUACCCUAAAAAUGCAUUUGUAAAGUAUUUAUGCCAAAAGGGACAACUUCCUUACACAUCGAACACUUACAAAAACUAUGAAAGAAUAGUUGAAAGGAAUUCAUUAGAAGAAAUCAUCUACAACCAUGAUUUUGAUAAGUUUGUAUCUUACUAUGAUUCAUGUACUAAUAUUGAAGAAAAAACUUUUACUUUUGGCUAUGAAAUUUAUAAUGUCUUCCAAUUUGCGGCAUUUUGCAGAUCUGUUAAUAUUUUCAAGUACCUUGUUCUUGAGGGAUGGAAAAUUGAUGAAUCUGUGGCUGAAAGCGCUGUUUGUGGUGGUGAUCUUCAAAUUAUUUCAAUUUGCAUGGAAAAUGGAAUAAAUAUGAUUAAUUUUUUGCCACAAGCGAUUGAGUACCAUCACAAUGACAUUGUUGAGUGGAUGAUUAAUAAUUUUCCAAUAACUCAGUCAAUUAACUACUUAUCGCCUGCUGCUGAGUCAUUUAAUACCACUGCUUUCAUUUACUUCUUCGGAGAGUAUUUUGAUGCAGCAAAAAAGUCAAAUUCCCAAGAAAUUUUAAUGAUUUGGGCGAAAGGACUUAAUGUCAAUCUUCGAACACUGUUCAAUGAAAACCAUCCACUUAUUGUUGCAGCAAGUGCUGGAAAUUUCGAAGUUGUAAAGUUUUUAAUUAAAAAUGGAGCAAAUCCAUAUUUAGAGGAUUCAAGAGGAACCACAAUUGCAACAUAUGCUAAUAUAUAUGAUUGCAAUAUGAUGAAAGAGUACUUAAAGUCAUCUAUUGACAAAAAACCAACGAUUGUUAAUAUUCGUAUCCAAGAUGAUCUUGAUUAA